GGCGCCGCUCGGCUCUUCACUCCCAACAAUGGCGGCUCCGAGCCCGAGCGGCGGCGGCGGCGGCUCCGGGGGCGGCAGCGGCAGCGGCACCCCCGGCCCCGUAGGGUCCCCGGCGCCAGGCCACCCGGCCGUCAGCAGCAUGCAGGGUAAACGCAAAGCACUGAAGUUGAAUUUUGCAAAUCCACCUUUCAAAUCUACAGCAAGGUUUACUCUGAAUCCCAAUCCUACAGGAGUUCAAAACCCACACAUAGAGAGACUGAGAACACACAGCAUUGAGUCAUCAGGAAAACUGAAGAUCUCCCCUGAACAACACUGGGAUUUCACUGCAGAGGACUUGAAAGACCUUGGAGAAAUUGGACGAGGAGCUUAUGGUUCUGUCAACAAAAUGGUCCACAAACCAAGUGGGCAAAUAAUGGCAGUUAAAAGAAUUCGGUCAACAGUGGAUGAAAAAGAACAAAAACAACUUCUUAUGGAUUUGGAUGUAGUAAUGCGGAGUAGUGAUUGCCCAUACAUUGUUCAGUUUUAUGGUGCACUCUUCAGAGAGGGUGACUGUUGGAUCUGUAUGGAACUCAUGUCUACCUCGUUUGAUAAGUUUUACAAAUAUGUAUAUAGUGUAUUAGAUGAUGUUAUUCCAGAAGAAAUUUUAGGCAAAAUCACUUUAGCAACUGUGAAAGCACUAAACCACUUAAAAGAAAACUUGAAAAUUAUUCACAGAGAUAUCAAACCUUCCAAUAUUCUUCUGGACAGAAGUGGAAAUAUUAAGCUCUGUGACUUCGGCAUCAGUGGACAGCUUGUGGACUCUAUUGCCAAGACAAGAGAUGCUGGCUGUAGGCCAUACAUGGCACCUGAAAGAAUAGACCCAAGCGCUUCACGACAAGGAUAUGAUGUCCGCUCUGAUGUCUGGAGUUUGGGGAUCACAUUGUAUGAGUUGGCCACAGGCCGAUUUCCUUAUCCAAAAUGGAAUAGUGUAUUUGAUCAACUAACACAAGUCGUGAAAGGAGAUCCUCCGCAGCUGAGUAAUUCUGAGGAAAGGGAAUUCUCCCCGAGUUUCAUCAACUUUGUCAACUUGUGCCUUACGAAGGAUGAAUCCAAAAGGCCAAAGUAUAAAGAGCUUCUGAAACAUCCCUUUAUUUUGAUGUAUGAAGAACGUGCCGUUGAGGUCGCAUGCUAUGUUUGUAAAAUCCUGGAUCAAAUGCCAGCUACUCCCAGCUCUCCCAUGUAUGUCGAUUGAUAUCGCUGCUACAUCAGACUCUAGAAAAAAGGGCUGAGAGGAAGCAAGACGUAAAGAAUUUUCAUCCCGUAUCACAGUGUUUUUACUGCUCGCCCAGACACCAUGUGCAAUAAGAUUGGUGUUCGUUUCCAUCAUGUCUGUAUACUCCUGUCACCUAGAACGUGCAUCCUUGUAAUACCUGAUUGAUCACACAGUGUUAGUGCUGGUCAGAGAGACCUCAUCCUGCUCUUUUGUGAUGAACAUAUUCAUGAAAUGUGGAAGUCAGUACGAUCAAGUUGUUGACUGUGAUUAGAUCACAUCUUAAAUUCAUUUCUAGACUCAAAACCUGGAGAUGCAGCUACUGGAAUGGUGUUUUGUCAGACUUCCAAAUCCUGGAAGGACACAGUGAUGAAUGUACUAUGUCUGAACAUAGAAACUCGGGCUUGAGUGAGAAGAGCUUGCACAGCCAACGAGACACAUUGCCUUCUGGAGCUGGGAGACAAAGGAGGAAUUUACUUUCUUCACCAAGUGCAAUAGAUUACUGAUGUGAUAUUCUGUUGCUUUACAGUUACAGUUGAUGUUUGGGGAUCGAUGUGCUCAGCCAAAUUUCCUGUUUGAAAUAUCAUGUUAAAUUAGAAUGAAUUUAUCUUUACCAAAAACCAUGUUGCGUUCAAAGAGGUGAACAUUAAAAUAUUGAGACAGGAUAACAAAAAAAAAAAAAA
Molecule: messenger RNA, 1932 nt
Organism: Gorilla gorilla gorilla (western lowland gorilla)
Lineage: Eukaryota; Metazoa; Chordata; Mammalia; Primates; Hominidae
Product: dual specificity mitogen-activated protein kinase kinase 4
Exons: 1
Coding region: 29-1231 (400 amino acids)
Biological process (GO): MAPK cascade; protein phosphorylation
Molecular function (GO): ATP binding; JUN kinase kinase activity
Source: RefSeq, a predicted model, not a curated record